GUUUAGAAAAAACAAAUGAAUUCGUUGAAACGUGUACCUCAUACUAUCUCUCCCCUACAAAUACUCGAGGAGGUAAAUGACUUUCACAAAGGUUACUACGGACUCGAAGUACAAAAUAUAGUAAUACAACAAUAUGGAUCGUAAAAACGACGUCGCACUGCCCUCAAGACUUUCCAUUCAAAAUCAAAUUCCAAUCCCCCUAAUAAUAAUACCCUCAAAAAGUUUCCCCGCCAACUCCGCCCAUGGCACUUUCUACCCCACCAGCUCCGCCGGAUCCUACGGCGGCCGCCUCCACCAGCGCCGCCACAACCACCACGACUGCCGCGGCAACAACUAUAACCACCGGCAGCACUACAAGAUCAAUUUACUCUAUCCCUCUAAGACCACCCACCCCUCAACCUCACCCCCAUUUUUCCCUCCAAUCUUCUCCUCACUACCCACCCACCCAACGCUUACCCCCCUCCACCACCAAUCCUAAUUACUCUCAAUUACUACUUAAACCUCCUAAUCCCGACCAAACAUCUCAUCUUCACAGUAUUCUAUACCCGGUUGCUUCUUCCGGCCGCGGGUUUUUGUCCAAACCUAGUAGUAAUUACCCGAAUCGGCCAGUUGUUAGACCGACUUUUGGGAUGAAUCAUAUGGAUCCAGGUUCGGGUACGGGCACGGGUCAGGGUGCCGGUGGUAGAUCAGGCCAUUUUCAGCACGCUCUUAUUGGGUCGUCUCCUGCUGCUACCAAUUCUGCUGUUCCUGCUCCUGGUGGUGGCUUGCUUGGCGCGGUUAAGGGAUUCCCAGUAGUCAGUUCUUCGCAUCCCAAGAUUGCUUCUACUCAGCCUUCCAUUUCAGAUUGUAAUGGUUUCAGAGAGAAGAGGGACAGAAGUAAGGAUGAUACCUUUGCUAUAAUCAGAGACAGAAAGGUCCGAAUUUCUGAUAAUGCUUCCCUCUAUUCCCUCUGUCGCUCAUGGUUGAGGAAUGGGCUUCCAGAUGAAACUCAGCCCCAGUACAUGGAUGGGAUAAGAUCUCUUCCUAGACCCUUGCCGCUAGCUCCACAAGAUGCCGAGUCUCCUGUGAAAAAGGAUGGAGAUAAAGAAGACGAGGAAGAGGAUGGGGAAUCUGUCGAGCAUUUAUCUGCGAAAGAACUUUUGCAAAGACAUGUCAAGCGUGCUAAAAGGAUUAGAUCACGAUUAAGGGAAGAAAGGCUUAGACGGAUUGCAAGAUACAAAACCAGGCUUGCUCUUCUUCUCCCUCCAAUGUUAGAGCAGCAAUUCAGAAACGAUCCAGCUUCUGGAAACUAAACUAUGCAACUGGUUCGUAGGCUCUCAUGUGCUCCUUGCUGGAGCGCUCAUAUUUCGUUAGUCAUAUAUAUGUACCUUGAGGACUUUGGGGAGCGCUCAGGUUUGAUGUUAUUGACGUUGGGGGCAAAAUGGUGUAUGCUGGUGCAAUACAGGCGGUUUGGUAGUGUAAUUUAGUGUUGCUUGUUAGCUUGUAUUUAUAGCAUGGUGAUGCUAUUAGAAUAGGAGGAUAACGAUUUAGCUAGGAAAUAAAUCAUCAAUGUUUCUGAGUUGUAAUUUAGUGGUUCUGGUGAUAUUCUUUGUUGUCCUUUAGAUUAUUUACUUAUGGAACUCGUCAAAUUUAACUGAUAGGUUUAAAUGAGUUGAACAAGUUCAAUUAGA
This is a messenger RNA of Capsicum annuum, 1670 nucleotides long. Its product is annotated as endochitinase A. Gene Ontology annotation, cellular component: transcription repressor complex. The record is from RefSeq and is a predicted model, not a curated record. The transcript is spliced from 7 exons. The coding region runs from base 243 to 1292 and encodes 349 amino acids. Lineage: Eukaryota; Viridiplantae; Streptophyta; Magnoliopsida; Solanales; Solanaceae.